Molecule: messenger RNA, 1146 nt
Organism: Chenopodium quinoa (quinoa)
Lineage: Eukaryota; Viridiplantae; Streptophyta; Magnoliopsida; Caryophyllales; Amaranthaceae
Product: heat shock protein 90-6, mitochondrial-like
Exons: 10
Coding region: 1-1146 (381 amino acids)
Biological process (GO): protein stabilization; cellular response to heat; protein folding
Cellular component (GO): plasma membrane; cytosol; perinuclear region of cytoplasm
Molecular function (GO): ATP hydrolysis activity; ATP-dependent protein folding chaperone; ATP binding
Source: RefSeq, a predicted model, not a curated record
AUGGACUACAGAAGUACAGUAAGACCAAAAAAUAUAAAGCUCUAUGUCAAAAGAGUCUUCAUUUCAGAUGACUUUGAUGGAGAAUUGUUUCCUAGAUAUAUGAGCUUUAUAAAAGGUGUUGUGGAUUCAAGUGACCUUCCUCUUAACGUCUCUCGUGAGAUUCUCCAAGAAAGCCGAAUUGUGAGAAUUAUGCGGAAACGAUUGCUUAAGAAGGCCUUUGACAUGAUCCUUGGCAUAUCAAUGAGUGAGAACAAAGAUGAUUAUGAGAAGUUCUGGGAGAACUUUGGCAAACACCUGAAAUUGGGUUGCAUCGAAGAUCGUGAUAAUCACAAACGUAUUGCACCUCUGCUACGAUUCUUCUCAUCUCAAAGUGAACAAGAGAUGAUAAGCUUAGAUGAAUAUGUAGAAAACAUGAAACCUGACCAGAAGGAUAUCUAUUACAUUGCUUCUGACAGUGUAACUAGUGCCAAAGAUACACCUUUCCUUGAAAAGCUUUUGGAGAAGGAUCUCGAGGUACUCUUCUUAGUUGAACCCAUUGAUGAGGUUGCCAUUCAGAAUUUAAAGGCAUACAAGGAGAAGAACUUUGUGGACAUCAGCAAGGAAGGCUUAGACUUAGGAGGGGAAAAUGCGGAGAAAGAAACAGAGGUGAAACAAGAAUUUGGAAAAACUUGUGACUGGAUUAAAAAGCGACUGGGUGAUAAAGUUGCUAGUGUCCAAGUUUCUAAUCGUUUGAGCUCUUCACCAUGUGCUCUUGCAUCUGGUAAAUUCGGUUUUUCAGCUAAUAUGGAAAGGUUGAUGAAGGCACAAAAUUCUAGCGGUUCAAGUCCUCUUGAAUUCAUGAAAAGUAGAAGGGUGCUUGAGAUUAAUCCUGACCAUCUGAUUAUCAAAACUUUGCAUUCUGCGUACAAGAGUGGUUCAGAGGAUGAAGAAGUUCUUAGAGCUGUUGAUCUAUUAUAUGAUUCAGCACUAAUCUCCAGUGGUUUCACUCCUGAAAACCCUGCAGAAGUUAGUGGAAGACUAUAUGAUUUGUUGGGCGCAAGUUUAUCAGAAAAAUGGGUUCAUCACUUGAUGCUCAGCAGCCACAAGAAUCCUGAGAUAGUUGAAGCUGAGGUAGUCGAGCCAGUUGAAGCUGGUAAUCAGAAAUGA